CGGAUUUUCGCCGGAUUCUGUCAAAUUGGUGUACCAUUCGUAGAAUCAUUGUUUACUUUUGCAGUUUUUUUUAUCUUGUUUGGUGUGUUUGGGAUUCGAACUGGUCGUGGUUUCCGAUCAUCCUACGCAGUUCCUCUCGCGUUACUUACGUACUGGACCAAAGCUAAGAAGUGCUCGCGAGUGACUCGAAGUCAAUAAUGUUCUGUACUUGGUUUAAAAGUGGAUGAGCAGACGGAAAACAUGAAAAUCAGAGCAACAUUUGUGAAUACAUCAAGGACCUCCUUUUGGUUUGGCCGUCAUGGGCUGCCCUCGUACUCCGGCUCCGGUAAGAAACGCCAGCUUUCUUAUGUCCGCGGCAGCUGUUCUGGAGACCCCCACGCUGCUAAGGAAACCAUCCCCCACAAAUGCCAACAGUAGUGGCUGCAACGGUAAGGAGAACUCUGUGAGCUAUGGUACUCCCGCCGCCGUCCUCCAACCGCCAUCGGCUGCCUCGACCGCGGCGAUGCAGUUCCUGAUGUUCAACCAGCAGCGGAGUAUGGUGGAGAAAGCUGGAAUGCCGUCAAGCUCUUCCGGUUUUAACUUUGCUAUUCCAAGCAUUCCAGACAGUACCACAACGGUGACCACUCGCAUCAUAGAGAACCUGCAAAUCUCUAGUAGCGACACAUCGCUCAAAAGGAAACACGAGGAGGGCCAGGUCUCGAUUUUGAAACACCCCAAGCGUAAUGAGAAGCGGGUGCAAUUCGAACCACUUCCGCUGAGACCUCGAAAUGAAAGAAAUGGCAAUAAGUGGACUUCAAAAGCAGUUCCUGCUAUAACUGCUGGUCCAUCGAAGCAAAAACCUCCGUCGUCUGACCAUCCGACCAAACCAGACGCAAAAAAGCUACGCGUCCUCACCGGAACGAUCGAGCACAUUAUGAAACUGACGAAGUCCAACGCGGAGGCAUCCCCGCUGGUGGAAGUGUUUGCCAAUGUGCUCAGCAUUAAGGCCGGAUCGUACGAGUGCGAGAAGAUGCUGCUGCUGCGGAACCGAACCGGUGGACCGGUCAUGCAGGGCGUUUUCUACGAGAUCGACUUCCGGAUGCCGGCGGUCAGUGUUGGGGAUCUGGUGCGAUGUGUGGGUCGGCUUUCCGGAGGCAGUCGACUGCAGAUUCUGAAGUUGACGCUGGCCAGCCCGGAAGAGGAACGGAUGGGCCAUCGAUUGCAGACGGUAAGUGGAUUCGUGGUGGCGGUUAAACGGUAGAACAAUUGGGGUACAUUUUAAUUAACCAGCUGAAUUCCUGGUUUUAUUUUGUGGGAGCGAAUUAUUCGUAUUAAAU
Molecule: messenger RNA, 1316 nt
Organism: Aedes albopictus (Asian tiger mosquito)
Lineage: Eukaryota; Metazoa; Arthropoda; Insecta; Diptera; Culicidae
Exons: 3
Coding region: 299-1240 (313 amino acids)
Source: RefSeq, a predicted model, not a curated record